UCCAUGCCCCAAAUAAAAUCGCCAACAGCGUUGGCCUUCACCAGGCCACAGCCUUCGCUUGUGGCUGCAAUUUCUUCUCCUUGGGCCCUAGAAGCAUCAAACUUCUAUAUAUAAAUCGCACAACCAGCCUCCAUUUCGACUUCUACUUCUCUUCAGUGAGCUGUUCUAAGGGAAAAGCUGGCUGGUUUCAUUUUAUUCUUGUUUUGAUGUUUACCAUGGCACUUAAAGUAAGCAAGGUUUCAAGCAGUGCUUUUGUGACUCAGAGGACAAGUACCUCUAGAAUAAAUAGCACUAUAUUUUCUUAUGCCAAAUCGCUGCCUCAAAGCAAGCUACAUCCUAUAAAUCAAGGAUUUGAGUUGCAGCUAUCGAGCAAUGCCCAUCCCUUGGCAGCAAAAUUCAGUUCUGGUGAGAAUUUGCGGGGAAUACAUGGACAGCCAGUUAGUUUCAUUGUCUCUCGGAGAUCUUCCACCGUAUGCCUGUCAACACGAACUCCUGGAACUGAAGAAAAAGAAUGCCUUAGACCUUAUGGUGAUUUUUCGGAUGUGUCCAGUGUGCAAAUUGGAGAAGAGGAAGAUGAGUGCUCAGCCAUGCCUGCACAAGUUUUUCACUCAAAUCAGGGCUUAGCUCAAGCUUGUAAAUUUGUGCAUAAUGAUGCAAAAUUUGUAAAUGAAAGAGCCCGUAAUGACAUCAUCUUACUUUCACGUGGAAUUAUGAGCUUGGAUGCCCGUGCACGCAAAGAUGUAGCUUUUCUUGGGUCAAAGUUUCUUAAACUUGAUGCUCGGGCAAGAGAGGAUACAGAGAAAAUUGACCGCAACGUGAAGGAAAAAGCUGAGCGUCUUCAUCACAUUGCUACUAUUUUAAAGGACAGAGCUCAAUCUAGAUUAAAGAGUGCUGCUGAUAAGCAUUGGAGUGAUGGAGCCUUAGAGGCUGAUUUGCGCCGUGCUGACUUCCGUGCAAAGCAACGAGCAAUGGAAGAUGCGCUAAUGGCUUUGGAGUUUGUAAAGAAUAUUCACGAUUUGAUGGUGAGCAAGUUGUACAAAUUCCCUCUGCUUGGGGAAAAAGGUUCACCGUCAGCUAAUGACAUCCUUGGAUCUAUAAUGCUUGAGAAAAAUGGAAGGACUUUGGAUUUCUUCCCUGGAGAAGUUUCUACUGAUCGCAUUACUGCUCUUCAGGAAGCUUACUGGAGCAUGGCAUCUGCACUCUCUGAAGCUGAUGGCAUUGACUACACUGAUCCAGAAGAGCUGGAGUUGUUGAUUACAACUCUUAUAGAUCUUGAUGCAAUGGAUGGUAAAAGUAGUGUUUCGUUACUGGCAGAGUGUUCAAGUUCUCCAGAUGUUAAUACAAGAAAAGCAUUGGCAAAUGCAUUAGCAGCAGCCCCAUCAAUGUGGACGCUUGGAAAUGCAGGCAUGGGAGCACUGCAGAGACUGGCAGAAGAUAGAAACCCAGCAAUUGCUGCUGCAGCAUCCAAAGCAAUCUAUGAGCUGAAGAAACAGUGGGAAAUAGAGGAAGGAGAUAGUUGGAGGUUUAUGAUGAAUAAUAACUUUAAGGAAGUAGAUCAACAAGAAGACAACAAUGAUACAGAUGCAGCAUGAGAAGCAUUGACAAUAUUCACACACUUACAAUAUAGGUUUCUAUAUGGAGGUCUUAUAAGUUGCAGGUUAACCAAUUAAUCACCAUUCACCAGAGGUAAUGAGCAAUCGAUGCUAUGGGAAGGGCUCAUAUUUCUAUGAUCCUCUAUUCUCUAUUCAAGUAAUGCCCAAGGACUCAUCAUAUCUGCUUGCCAUUUGCUGAAGCUGAUGUGUUUGUGUAGGGAACAAAGUAUCUUAUCUGGUCCCAAUUAUUUUGAGGCCAUGUAUGCAUAUGGACUUCAGAAUUUCACACCCCAUGAUCUCAAUCAUGUGUAUUAGACUUUAGAGGUUCAUGAAUAAGCUACAUCUCUUGCAAAUUGUAAUUGCAAAUGCCCAGUGCAUUCAAGCAUGUUCAAACAGCCCCCACAUGGCAGUGGAUUGCAAAUUCAUAUGGGAUUAAAACCAGGUCCACCAUUAGACCUUCCAGCAUCUUAUGGGCCUACAUGAUCAACAUCACAUCUUCACAUGCUAACAUCUGGACUUCAGAUUUUGAGCCCUGCAACUUGGUGGGUUCCAUGUAACAUUGAAAGAUCAUGUAGUAAAGUACCAAAAGCCUUCUUCUGAGUGUUCAAAAAAAAAAGUACCAAAAGCCCAAU
Manihot esculenta (cassava) is the source of this 2224-nucleotide messenger RNA. Its product is annotated as senescence-associated protein AAF, chlorolplastic. Gene Ontology annotation, biological process: cellular response to oxidative stress; leaf senescence. Gene Ontology annotation, cellular component: chloroplast. The transcript has 13 exons. The coding region runs from base 207 to 1592 and encodes 461 amino acids. Lineage: Eukaryota; Viridiplantae; Streptophyta; Magnoliopsida; Malpighiales; Euphorbiaceae. The record is from RefSeq and is a predicted model, not a curated record.